Molecule: messenger RNA, 867 nt
Organism: Ostreococcus lucimarinus CCE9901
Lineage: Eukaryota; Viridiplantae; Chlorophyta; Mamiellophyceae; Mamiellales; Bathycoccaceae
Exons: 1
Coding region: 1-867 (288 amino acids)
Biological process (GO): box C/D snoRNP assembly; snoRNA localization; maturation of LSU-rRNA from tricistronic rRNA transcript (SSU-rRNA, 5.8S rRNA, LSU-rRNA)
Cellular component (GO): nucleus; pre-snoRNP complex
Source: RefSeq, a predicted model, not a curated record
AUGGCGUCCCGGCGCGACGGCGCGCGCGGCGACGACGCGUGCGCGACGUGCGGGAGGGGUCCGAGCAAGUACACGUGCCCGGGAUGCGCGCGACGGUCGUGCGGAUUGGAGUGCGUGCGAAGGCACAAAACGACGCACGCGUGCGAUGGGAAGCGGAAUCGCGCGGCGUUCGUGGACAUUCGCGAGUUCGGAGACGCGGACGUCGUGCGGGAUUAUCGAUUCUUGGAGGAGGUGGGGGCGGAGGGCGAGCGGGCGAAGCGGUGGCGGCCGACGUUCGGGGACGAGGACGUCGGCGGCGACGCGAAUCGAAAAGGCGGACGCGGCGGCGGAGGACGCGGGAGAGGUAGGGGAAACGGCGCGAUGAGUCAGGCGCAGCGAGCGAUGGAUGCGUUGAAAGCGAAAUGCGCCGAGCGCGGGGUCGAGGUGCGAUUCAUGGCGAACGGCAUGGCGCGGCGACGGUCGAACACGACGACGCAUCAUCGCAAGAGAGACGAGUUGUCGUGGAGGUUAGAGUGGGUGUUUCACAUCAAUAGCGAGCGCAUCGUGCGCAUCGAUGAAAAAGUAGAGGAAAGCAGCGCGCUGCGCGACGCGUACGCGGCGCACGUCAAGGAGAUGACGUUGGCGGUGGAGAAUAAAGCGUCGAUGGCGCCGUUCAAGCUCGCCGAGCGCGACGGCGACGUCCGAUUCGACGUCGUGAUGGAGAAGUUCGACACCCCCGCCAACGCCAAGGUUUGGAUCCCGAUCGAUUUACGCGAUACCAUCGCGAGCGCGUUGAGAGGCAAGACCGUCUUGGAGUUUCCAACGUUUCACGUCGUUCCCAGAACGUCCGCCGAGAAGGACGGCGAAGUCGUUGCAUCAAAACAGUAA